Messenger RNA from Phacochoerus africanus (Common warthog), 1359 nucleotides. It is a transcript of the gene TSPAN31, whose product is annotated as tetraspanin 31. The record is from RefSeq and is a predicted model, not a curated record. The transcript has 6 exons. Gene Ontology annotation, cellular component: membrane. Bases 269 to 901 code for a protein of 210 amino acids. Lineage: Eukaryota; Metazoa; Chordata; Mammalia; Artiodactyla; Suidae.
UAAAUUUCAUCCAAUAAAGAACCUGAAGGAGGAGCUGGCAGGCGGGUCAGUGACGCAAUGCAGAUUGAUUGGCAUUCAAACCAUCGAAAUUCUGGAUUAGCCCCGAGUUUAGCCAAUGCAAAGGCAGGGGUGGGACGGUGCAAGCGCAAAGGAUUAGGUUUGGCUAGACUCGAUUUAAAGAGACAGAAGCUGUCGGAGUCCAAGAAGACGGUCCCCGGGACCCUCCCCCCAAGUCCUUGGGACCACUUGGGUCCCCAAAGCUGGGGAGAUGGUCUGCGGAGGCUUUGCCUGCUCCAAGAAUGCGCUGUGUGCGCUCAACGUGGUCUACAUGCUGGUAGGCUUGUUGCUCAUUGGAGUGGCUGCUUGGGCUAAAGGCCUGGGUCUGGUGUCCAGCAUCCACAUCAUCGGAGGAGUCAUAGCCGUGGGAGUCUUCCUUCUUCUCAUCGCGGUGGCUGGACUGGUGGGUGCUGUCAACCACCAUCAAGUACUGCUAUUCUUUUACAUGAUCAUCCUUGGCUUGGUCUUCGUCUUCCAGUUUGGAAUCUCUUGCUCAUGUCUGGCUAUUAACAUAAGCAAACAGACAGAUAUCAUCAAUGCUUCUUGGCGGGUCAUGAGCAACAAGACUCGGAAUGAACUGGAAAGAAGUUUUGAUUGCUGUGGCUUGUUCAACCUCACAACCCUGGAUCAACAAGAUUAUGCUUUCUGCACUGCAAUCUGCAAGAGCCGGAGCCCCUCAUGUCAGAUGUGUGGAGAGAAGUUUCUUAGGCAUUCAGAUGAAGCCCUGAAAAUCUUGGGAGGUGUUGGACUCUUCUUUAGCUUUACAGAGAUCCUUGGUGUUUGGCUAGCAAUGAGAUUUCGGAAUCAGAAGGACCCUCGAGCCAACCCUAGUGCCUUUCUAUGAGAUGCUGAAUCCUUCUGACUUUUCUCCUGCUGUUUGCUCUCCCUAAGCCUUUUUUUUCCCCUCCCUUAGGGAAAACCUGGGGUUUACAGCCCUUUUUGUUUGAGGAAAAAGGAAGGGUCUUUUGCCAUGUUCUCUAAACGACUGAAUAGCUAGGCUUUAUGCCUUGACAUGUUUUGUUGGGAACAAGAUUAUAAAGAAUAAAAAAACCUUCCUUCCUCUCUCCCUAAGUGGAUAUGGAAAGCUCCUGAAAGUGCAUGAGAUGGGAUAGAGGUCGGAGGAACUCCUGGCUCUGUUUCCCCUCUUCUCCCUUCCAUGUGCUGGACUGCCUCAACACAUCCUGGCUCCAAGGGUAAAUCAGGGACAAAGCCAGGGAGAAAACCACCAAGAACUCUUGUAAUAAGCUGGACCCAGUUUGAAGAAGUUCAGUAAAUAUAAAAAUAAAAGCCAUUUAAACUCUA